GAGGCAGUCCUAGGGGAGACAGAACCCACCGUAAGGCCUCUGGGGAGAGACCUGCUGAAUGACAAAGCGGGGGAUUUUUAACAGCAGUCUUUACCUUUAUGUCCCCUUUUUCAACAUUUGCUUUUGGAAGUUUUCCAACGUAGACGAGAGGUGACAGAAUUACAUGGUGAUCACCUGUACCCCCACCACCUAGGUCUGCUGUUAAGAGGCUGCUGCUAUAUCGGCUUUGUCACGUACCACCCCACGGCCAUCAACCCAGCCUGCACUUUAAUGCAUUUCAAAGUAAAUGCAGACAUCAGGACUUUUUGCUGAAUGCUUCGUGUGUAUUGCUCACCAGCAUUCCGUACUGUUUACAGCUUUUUCCUUCAUAACAUUUGUCAUUUUAAUUCUACGUGGCUCAAAGAACAAGUCCUGUGUGUGGAAAAUCCCCGUAGGCAGAGCCGUUGGGCUCCUAGCGUGGGAGGAGAGUCCGUGCUCUGCUCGGCCGCCCUCCACGCGGCCCAGCUGGCACGGAGGGCUGUCCGGUGGGACCACCACCGGCGUGGUGGGGCGAGGGCAGUGUGCAGGCCUCUUAGAUUACCAAAGCACAGCUCAGGCCGUAAAGGGGUAAACCAGGCUGGGACUGGCCAUUUAGUGUUCAGAGGAAAGGGGGUCCUGAGCGGGCCGAGGGAGGAGGCCGACUCUGAGCCAGGCUCGGAGGAGGAGGAACGGGGGAGGCCGUAUCCAGAGGUGCAGGGCAACGGUGGCAGAGCGGGACGCUUCCCACUGACCACUGAGGCAGGGGCAGGGCCUCCCCACAGCUCUACUGGUCCUGGCACUGCAGACCCUGGUGCCUGCCUUACUCCAGCAGGCCCCCCUUCACCCCAGGGGUCUUCAGGGUGGGGUGCCUGCCAGUGCCAAGGUGCCCUGUAGCUUUCUGUGUUGUCCUCGGCCCUCAGACAAGGGCCCCUGUCCAUCCUUGGUGGUGUGGACUCCCCCACAAGGGGAAGGAGGAGCUUCCUGCUCAGACGGCUUGGCCCUCCGACUCCUGAAUGAUCAAAUCCCAACACCUCGUUGUGGCCCUGGGCCCUUGAAACCCGCCCCCGUGGUUCCACCCAGCCCCUGUGGAUGCUGUUCCUGCAGAGGAUGUGCUUCAGCUCUCGGGCCAAGCCAGCUGUCCUCCAGGGUCCCGGCCAACGUGGCUUCUCUUGUGAAGCCUGGGGCCCAAGCCCUCAGGCAGAAUUCACUGCUCCUUCCUCUGGGGCCCCUGGUUGCACUGGGUGACGCCCUGUCACAGCUGACCGACAUGAGUCUGCGGCCCUUCCCGUGCCGGUGCUCAGGGAGGCAGAAGCCCUCUGUCCGGUGCAUCCCAUGUCUCAGGACAUCUUACCAGAGACCCGAGAGCCGGUGUCAGGUCGAGGGCGUCGAAUGAGCCAGUUCUCCAUGAGCCGUGGUGGGAGCCGGAAUCGGGGGCUCGGCCGUGGCCCAUUUCCUCCAGCAGCACUUUGGCCCCCGGGUGCAGAUCGACGUGUUUGAGAAGGGGACUGUGGGCGGCCGCCUGGCCACCAUCUCGGUCAACAAGCAGCACUACGAGAGCGGGGCUGCCUCCCUCCACUCCCUGAGCCUCCACAUGCAGGACUUCGUCAAGCAGCUGGGGCUGCGGCACCGGCGAGAGGUGGGAGGCAGGAGUGCCAUCUUCAACGGGGAGAGCCUGGUGCUGGAGGAGACCGACUGGUACCUGCUGAACCUCUUCCGCCUCUGGUGGCACUACGGCAUCAGCUUCCUGAGGCUGCAGCUGUGGGUGGAGGAGGUCAUGGAGAAGUUCAUGAGGCGGGCAGGCCCUCCACAGCCCGUGACCAGGCCAGAGGCGCAUAACCAGCCUCCCCUCCCGCCCCGUGAGGCCCGGCCACAGGUAGGAGCCGAACGGCCUCUGCACAAGGGCCCUGGCUCCGUGUGUCUCCAGGAUCUACAAGUACCAGGCCCACGGCUACGCCUUCUCGGGCGUGGAGGAGCUGCUCUACUCCCUGGGGGAGGCCGCCUUCAUCAACAUGAGCCGGCGCUCCGUGGCCGAGUCCCUGCUCCGGGUGGGCGUCAGCCAGCGCUUCAUCGACGACGUCGUCUCGGCCGUCCUGCGGGCCAGCUACGGCCAGUCGGCAGCGAUGCCCGCCUUUGCCGCGGCUGUCGGGGCCCCACCACCUCGGGCUCGCUCACCCAGCCCAGCCGCUCCGCCUCCUCGCCCGUCGUGUUCCAGUCCCACCUCUGUGCGGCCACCCCGGUGCCUGAAGCAUUCUUCCCUGAGACGCCCUCUGGAGGCUUCCCAGAGGACUCUGUCUCCCGUUUACUGACGAACCCUCACGACGGCACCAUCACCCCGUCACGGGCCCUCAGCCUUCCCCCCACCCCCCCGAAGAAAGGAAUGCAAACGUGUGUGAUUAACAAGCGCCUUCCACACGCCCAGGGGGCCAUGUCACUGGCAGGGGCGCAGGGCAGCCUGUGGUCAGUGGAGGGCGGCAACAAGCUGGUCUGCUCCGGGCUGCUGAAGCUCACCAAGGCCAACGUGAUCCACGCCACGGUCACCUCUGUGAACCUGCAGCAAACAGACGGGAAGCCCCUGUACCAGGUGUGGUACGAGAACGAGGCGGGCGUGGGCUCCGACUACUACGACAUCGUGGUCAUCGCCACGCCCCUGCACCCGGACAGCGGCAGCUCCAUCACCUUCGGAGGCUUCGACCCGCCCAUCGCCGUCGCCCAAGGCCCUUUCCAGCCCGCCGUGGUCUCCCUGGUCCACGGCUACCUCAACUCCUCCUACUUCGGCUUCCCCGACCCCAAGCUCUUCCCCUUCGCCACCAUCCUCACCACCGACUUCCCCAGCUUCUUCCUGGCCCUGGACAACCUCUGUCCCGUCAACGUCUCGGCCAGCUUCCGGCGCAGGCAGCCGCAGGAGGCCGCUGUGUGGCGGGUCCGGUCCCCACAGCCCCUCCUCCGGUCCCAGCUCAAGACCCUCUUCCGCUCCUACUACUCGGUCCAGACGGCCGAGUGGCAGGCCCACCCCGUCCACGGCCCCCACGGCCCCCUCCCGCGCUUCGUGCUGCACGACCAGCUCUUCCACCUCAAUGCCCUGGAGUGGGCGGCCAGCUCCGUGGAGGUGACGGCUGUGGCCGCCAAGAACGUGGCCCUGCUGGCUUUCAACCGCUGGUACCAGGACCUGGACAAGAUUGACCAAAAGGAUCUGAUGCACAAGGUGAAGACGGAGCUGUGAGGCCUUGGGUGCCCAGGGAGCGGCCGGCCGAGCUGAAGGAGGGGCCCCCCACCACCACCGCACCCCCUCAGUCCCCUCAGGCGGAGCGUCCUUCAGACCCCGGGGCUGCGGAGCGCCGGCGCCCUCCACCACGGGUCCCGGAGGACCCCCCGCCUCUCCAGCGUAACCAUCCUCCCGGGGGAGCCUCUCGACGGGAGAGGAGGGAAGGAAAGGACGUUCCCGCCGUCUAUCCGCUUAUUUAUUUUUUUUAAGAAGAAAUAAAAACCCAUCUUAAGCUGCUUCUGACUAGGUUUUCUGAGAGGACUCUGGGAGGCCGUGGAAGGCAGAGAACUCGGAAUCCGAUUUCUUGGUGCGUCCCCUGCCGGCUCCCAAAAGGCACCUGAGGCAGUGCUUUCCAGAAACCAGACGGCUCCCCACAGAGGGGAGGUCAGAAAACCUACGACAGGGCGCCGGCGCCUGUUUACUGCAGGCACCUUAGAUGCAAAGUGCCCAGUUGAGAACUGACUGCACGACAGUCCAGCCUCUGGAUCCCCCUGCGGGUUGGGGGAGGCGACCGUGGAAGGACACAAGGGAGAAAGGCUGCCCGAGCAGAGAGCUGGCCGUGAGCUCGAGCCUCACGGCAGCCAGCGGCAAAGGGAGCAUCGCAGGCGAAGGAGGCGCCUGGGAGGACCGACUCUCUGCCCAGAAAGCGAGGGCUGAGCAAGAACACGGCCCACCCGCCCGGGAGAAGCCAAGUUCCCGGCGGCGGAGAGCGUCCAGCCCCAGACGUUCACCGCAGAGCAGAAGGUAGUGGGAUGGCGUUCAGGUGAGGACGCCCAGGUCCCACCCCGACCUGCUAAACACGCCUCGGGGGAGGACGCAGACACCCAAAGGACACCACGCUGCCGAGGACCUGGACGUCAGGACUUCCUAGGCGCCCCGGAGGUCAUCAGCCCUUGUCCCUCGUCAGGUAGAGGUGGAGCUACAAGGCCAAAGCGAGAAGAGAACUGGCCCCAGGUCUCCCAGUGAGUUUGCAGAACUGGGCUUCAACCUGGAGCUUCUCCUUGGAAUUAACUGAAUUCAGCGUGGGCCAAAGUGCCCUCCACGCAGGCAGAGGCUCCGUGGCCUCUGAGUCGCUCUUACUGGGCUUUCCUGUUUUACUAGGCAGAGGCGACGGCAGGGGUGGCGGACCGGCUGGUGCCUUUAAAGGGCACGGGCACGGGCGCACGCCUCUCGGUUGUUGCAGGAAGGAAGAGGACGACAGAGGACGGCAGAGUCGGCUAGCUGAAGCGACAGAGGGCUUCGCUGGUUAUGAUGAAGGGCCGGGGCCGCGCCAGCAACGGGCACGGCGAGGUGCCCUGCCUCCUCUCGAGGGCAGAGACGGCUGCCCACAGCCGCCAGCGUCAGAGGGUCUUCUCCCACGAGGACCCAUGAAGCAAAGUCUGGGCUCUGGGCCCCUGUGGAACCAAUUCCCGGGGCCGAGAGAAUGCCACGUGCUGACGGGCUCUGGGCUCAGCGGCUGGCCGAGAGCCUGGGACAACGGGGACGAGACUAAACUGAUGGGCUUAAAACAGUCAGGUCCCACCGCGGCGCCGGCGCGAGGGGCUCAUCCAAGAUCAAAGGGGGGAGCCGGCUCUGGAGAAAGGCACAGUGUCGCCCAGGCAGGGACGGGGCGGCGCCCGCCCCUCCUCCCAGGUCCACAGAGAUCCAUGUGCAGCGGCCUCUUUUCACGGCCAGGGUCAGACGUGAAGAUGGCACGGGCCGUCGCCGUGUGGCUGAGGACCGGGGCGUGGGGCCAAUACCAGUCUUGUCCCUGACAGCCCCUCCCCCGCAUCCCUAAGGACGUGUGCACAGAAGAGGCACCAGGGCAGCCCCAUGUGAUCUCCAGCCUGGCCGCAGUGGAGCGGGCUGGUCCUUCCAAAGCUCCCUGUCCCUGAGUAGGCAGGCCUGGCCAGCUCAGGACAGCAGCCAGCCACACGGCCACGCCGCCUGCUGCCACGAGCCCAAAGCUGAGGGCUGGCUCCCACCGCCCCUCUGCCCACAAGGAGAGGACAGAGGUUCCGGAAGGCAGCCCCCAAGGGCCCCCAGCUCUCUGGGAGGGGAGAGAGCAGUUGCCAAGACAGACAGAGCCCUACAAUCUGCCAAAUAAACAGGAACGAGGCAUCACCA
Phacochoerus africanus (Common warthog) is the source of this 5386-nucleotide messenger RNA. RefSeq names its product prenylcysteine oxidase 1 like (gene PCYOX1L). The coding region runs from base 1610 to 3238 and encodes 542 amino acids. Gene Ontology annotation, molecular function: prenylcysteine oxidase activity. Lineage: Eukaryota; Metazoa; Chordata; Mammalia; Artiodactyla; Suidae. The record is from RefSeq and is a predicted model, not a curated record. Gene Ontology annotation, biological process: prenylcysteine catabolic process; prenylated protein catabolic process. The transcript is spliced from 8 exons.